Molecule: messenger RNA, 1050 nt
Organism: Mucor mucedo
Lineage: Eukaryota; Fungi; Mucoromycota; Mucoromycetes; Mucorales; Mucoraceae
Product: WD40-repeat-containing domain protein
Exons: 5
Coding region: 1-1050 (349 amino acids)
Molecular function (GO): protein binding
Source: RefSeq, a predicted model, not a curated record
AUGAAUCCCGGUGAAAACAAACCUGCUCCUUUGCAAUUUGAUGAUAACAUCUUUCACGUUGAUCUUCAUCCCAGUAAUGAUAUUGUAGCUACGGGUAUGAUUAACGGCCGCAUUCAAUGUCAUCGUUAUGGUUUAGAAAACCAUGAACAUUUGUGGACUGCGAAGGCCUUCAAAAAAUCGUGCAGAGGUGUAUCCUUUACACCCGAUGGUUCAAACAUUUGGGGUAUUUCCCGUGAUAGAUCUAUUCAACUUCUGGACACGGAAACCGGAGAAGUAAUUCGAGUCAGAGAAACUACCCAUGACUCGCCUAUCAAUUCGCUUUUUGUUAUCGACGAGCGUAUGUUGGCAACUGGUGAUGAUCAAGGCGUUAUCAAGACAUUAUUAGCCGUGGGCGGUGAUGGUUAUCUUUCAACAUGGGAUAUUCGUAAACCCGACGUAGCAGCCAUGUCAGAUCAAAUCGAAGAUGAAUUAUUAUCAAUCGAACUUUGUAAGAAUGGUAAAAAGGCAGUAGUUGGUACACAAGAUGGUGUUUUGAGUUUAUGGUCUUGGGGCGACUGGGGUGAUUAUAAUGAUCGUAUCAUGGGUCACCCUAAUUCUAUUGAAGCCCUCUGCAAGCUGGAUGAAGACACACUUGCUACAGGUAGUAGUGAUGGUAUUAUUCGUUUGGUGACCGUAUUGCCUAAUGAAUUCCAGGGUGUUUUGGGUGAUCACGGCGAAGAUAUGCCCAUUGAAAACUUACGUUUGAGUCAUGAUAAAAAGUACUUAGUAUCCAGUGGUCAUGAUGAUAAAUUACAAUUUUGGGAUGUUGCUCAUCUUUUCGACGAGGAGGCCGAAUUUGUGGAUGAGGACAAGCUGGAAGAAAAAGCUCACGAACAAGAAGUGAAAGAAGAAUCCGUGGUAGAAGAAAAAAAGGAAGAGUCGGAUGAUGGAUGGGGUACCGACUCAGACGACGAAAAAGAUAAGAAGAAGAGAAAGAAGACGCAAAAGAAGAACACAAAAGCUGAGAAGAAGAAGGGUAUUAGAAGUACGGCUUUCUUUGCUGAUAUGUAA